AUGCAACUUCUAGACGGCGCCGCAGUAUCUGCACAUAUAAAAGAACAAAUAAGGCUUGAAACAUUAGCAUUACAAACAACAACCGGAUGCCGGUUCCCAGUGUUCAAACAGGAGAUUGAGGAAAUGAUUUUCUUCCUUGGUGAUCACAUUAUCGGCACUGAUCUAACUCGGGGAAGCCAGCAGCAGAUCAAGGUCUGUGUACUUAACACCAAAUCGCUUGGCAAUCGGCGCGUUGGUUACACAGCCUUUAUAAAGAUAGACCCCAUGCCGGAUGCCUGCCUUGUUCUGUAUCAGCCCUUCUACACCACCACCGUCAGCGCUUUGCUGCAGGAUGGGCAUCAGCACAUUACUAAUGGCCCUGGAGGCUGUCCGGGAUACCCCCGAUGCUAUAUUAGGCACACAGUAGUGGAUCACAUCGUAGACUUUAAAGAUGGGGCUUUCAUGAGAAGUCAGUUUCGAUGUCUCGAAGCAGCCACCCCGGAUAUGGUUAAUAACGAGGAUAAACAAAACCCGUUAUCAGACGAUCGGCUCAAAGAAUUAUUGCAGGAAAAAGGAUUUAACCUGGCACGCCGCACUAUUGCAAAAUACCGGGAGCAAACCAAUAUACCAGUAGCCAGAUUGAGAAGGCAGGUCUGA
Messenger RNA from Ostertagia ostertagi, 636 nucleotides. The record is from the annotation of a GenBank genome assembly. NCBI's taxonomy places the organism in Eukaryota, Metazoa, Nematoda, Chromadorea, Rhabditida, Trichostrongylidae.